AUGUCUCUCGGCAAAAAGGUCACUCUCAACUCCGGUGCCCAGAUCCCUCAGCUUGGAUUUGGCACCUGGCAGUCUAGUCCCGGUCAAGUUGGUGAGGCCGUCUUUGAGGCCUUGAAGGCUGGAUAUCGUCACCUGGAUCUGGCUACUAUCUACCAGAACCAGCGUGAGGUUGCUGAGGGUAUCAAGCGUGCCUACAAGGAAGUCCCUGGUCUGAAGCGUGAGGACAUUUUCAUCACCUCCAAGCUCUGGAACAACCAACAUCGCCCUGAGAUUGUCGAGGCUUCUCUCGAUGAGUGCCUUGCUGAACUCGAGCUUGACUAUCUUGACCUCUACCUUGUUCACUGGCCUGUAUCUUUCAAGAAGGGCGACUCGCUCUUCCCCCUCGAUGAGAGCAGCACUUUUGAGCGUGGCGAUGUGAUUAUUGACGAUGGUGUUUCAAUUGUCGAUACUUGGAAGGCCAUGACCAAGCUUCCCAAGAGCAAGGCCCGUGCCGUCGGUGUUUCCAACCACACUAUUCCCCACCUCGAGGCUAUCAUUAACGCCACUGGUGUUGUGCCUGCUGCUAACCAGAUUGAGCGCCACCCCGUUCUCCAGAGCCUGGAAUUGAUUGAGUACUGCCAGAAGAAGAAUAUCCACAUUACCGCCUACUCGGCCUUUGGCAAUAACUCGGAAGAUGUCCCUCUCUUGAUCACUCGGCCUGAGAUUAAGGAGGUGGCCGAGGCUGUUUCCGAGCGAACUGGUGAAGAGGUCACCGGUGCCCACGUCAUCCUUGCCUGGUCCCAGAUUGGUGGCCACAGUGUCAUCCCCAAGUCUGUUACGCCGUCGCGUAUUCGUGCCAACUUUAAGGAGAUCGAACUCACCCCAGAGGAGGUGGAGAAGGUUAAUGUCCUGGGUAACAAUCGCAAACGCUACAACCUUCCCUACGCUCUUUACAAACCUCGCUGGAACAUCGAUAUCUUCGGUGAGCCUGAGGAGAAGUCUGCUGGCUAUAAGGUGAUUGUUUAA
Penicillium taxi is the source of this 1005-nucleotide messenger RNA. RefSeq names its product putative aldehyde reductase (AKR1) (gene akr1). The coding region runs from base 1 to 1005 and encodes 334 amino acids. The transcript is spliced from 12 exons. Gene Ontology annotation, molecular function: aldose reductase (NADPH) activity. Gene Ontology annotation, cellular component: cytosol. The record is from RefSeq and is a predicted model, not a curated record. Lineage: Eukaryota; Fungi; Ascomycota; Eurotiomycetes; Eurotiales; Aspergillaceae.